AUGUCCAAUCAGACCAUCUUGAGGAUAUCUCGGGAGAUCGCCCAGAUCCAACAAGGUAGUGACCUGUCCAUUGCUGUCGCUUGCCAGGAGAAAGACGUGCGCCACGUCAAAGCCCUCAUCAUCGGUCCUCACGGUACUCCCUAUGCAUUCGGCUUCUUCGAGUUCGCCGUCACUUUCGGCUCAGAGUAUCCCAGUAAGCCACCCAAAGUCGAGGCCAAAACCACAAAUGCUGGUCGGACGAGGUUCAAUCCAAACAUCUACGCAAGUGGAAAGGUCUGCUUGUCGAUCUUGGGCACAUGGCAUGGAGAAAAGCCGGGUGAAGAGUGGUCUUCUGCACAAGGACUGGAAUCGGUGUUGUGGUCGAUCCAGAGCCUCAUGAGUAACAAUCCCUACGAGAAUGAACCUGGGUACGAGAACGCAAAAGGUACAGAGGACAGGAGGAUGAAUGACCUGUACUGUGCCAAGAUCCGUCACGAAACUCUCCGAAUUGCAGUCAUUCAGAGGCUCGAGGAGGCAUUGGGCAUCCAACCAGAUGGCUCACUGGCCGCACCCUCGCCUCAUUCUGCGCAAUGGAGCUCUGAAGACGACGAGGAGGAUGAGCUCAAAGAGGAUCCCCUUGAGAAUCAAAUCAAGCUCAAGUUCUUACCAUUCCGAGAUCUGUUCAAGCGAAGGUUUCUGUGGUACUUUGAACAUUACAUGUGCACCAUUGAAGAAUACGCUCCCAAACACAAAGAUGGCGUCGACUUUGUCAAGAUGCCUUUUGAAGGUGGAGGGAACAACAUGGAGGGCAAGUUCCGGUACAGUGAGUUGGGAAGAAGACUGCUGCGCAUCAAGGAGGUGCUUCGAAUCGAAACCGACAACUGGGCGAUUGAAGGACUGGAAUUGAGGGAUCGAGAGGCGACCAAGGCGGCCGCAGUCCAACGACAAUUCGUACAGCUGUCAGACUACCUGAAACGCAAGAAGCUGCACAACGUGGAUGUGGAGCUGGAGAAUGACAAUCCCUUCAUCUGGAUCAUGACCUAUUUCGGCAGGCCCAGCACGCAUUUGGAUGGCGGCGUCUUCAAAGUCCGAAUUGCAGUGAGUCCUCGCUUUCCGGCCGAACUGCCUCGAGCGAAAAUGGAAACACCCAUCUACCACCAUAGGGUCUCCAAGGACGGUGUGAUUUGCUACUUUCCCAAGGAGGUAGAUCAACUGAGGAAUCACGUUGAGAGCAUCGUCGAGGCGUUGGAAGAGGAAAGCCCACCCUAUGACCCGAGGACAAUUGUGCAUCCAGAGGCAACCAAGCUGCUUUGGGGCAGCGAGAGUGAUAAAAAGAAGUACUUCCGGCAGCUCCGACGGUCGGCGCAGAGGACAACUGAGGAGGGUAUAGAGUGA
Molecule: messenger RNA, 1374 nt
Organism: Fonsecaea nubica
Lineage: Eukaryota; Fungi; Ascomycota; Eurotiomycetes; Chaetothyriales; Herpotrichiellaceae
Exons: 4
Coding region: 1-1374 (457 amino acids)
Biological process (GO): negative regulation of apoptotic process
Cellular component (GO): nucleus
Molecular function (GO): ubiquitin conjugating enzyme activity; cysteine-type endopeptidase inhibitor activity
Source: RefSeq, a predicted model, not a curated record